AAACUUUAAUGUCCAGAAGUCUGAGGCCAUGCUGCGAAAGCAUUUGGAGUUCAGGAAAAUCAUGAAAGUAGACACAAUAAUCACCGAAUGGCGUCCUCCAGAGGUGAUAGAGAAGUAUCUGUCAGGAGGGAUGUGUGGUUAUGACCGUGAGGGCAGUCCCGUCUGGUAUGAUGUCAUUGGACCUGUGGAUCCCAAAGGCCUCUUCCUGUCUGCCUCCAAGCAAGACUUCAUCAAGUCCAAGAUCAAAGACUGCGAGGUCCUUCAGAAGGAAUGUAACCUACAGUCACAAAGGCUGGGGAAGAACGUGGAGUCAAUCACCAUGAUCUAUGAUGUUGAAGGUCUGGGUCUGAAACACUUAUGGAAGCCUGCUAUAGAAACAUAUGGAGAGAUCCUCCAGAUGUUUGAAGACAACUACCCAGAAGGCUUGAAAAGGCUCUUUGUCAUUAAAGCCCCCAAACUCUUUCCUGUGGCCUACAACCUCGUCAAGCACUUUCUGAGUGAGAACACAAGACACAAGAUCUACAUCCUCGGCGCUAACUGGCAGGAGGUUUUACUUAAGUACAUAGAUGAAGAGGAGCUGCCAGCGAUAUACGGGGGCAAACUGACAGAUCCUGAUGGCGAUCCUCGCUGUCGGACCAGGAUAAACCACGUCGGCCCAGUCCCCACCUCCUACUACGUACGGGACCAUGUUAAGGUGGACUAUGAGCAGUGUAUGACCGUCAGUCGAGGUUCUUCCCAACAGCUGGAUUAUGAGAUUCUGUUUCCUGGCUGCGUUCUCAGGUGGCAGUUUGCCACUGAGGGUGCAGACAUUGGCUUUGGGGUGUUUCUGAAGGCUAAAAAGGGCGAAUGGAAGAAGGCAGCUCAGAUGGAGGAAGUUGUGCCCAGCCAGCGCUACAACACCCACUUAGUGCCCGAGGACGGAUCACUGACCUGUGAACGCCCAGGAGUCUAUGUUCUGAGAUUUGACAACACUUACAGCAUCUUCCAGGCAAAAAGAAUCAACUUCUCUGUUGAGGUCCUGCUCCCUGACCAAUUACAAUCUCCAAAGACCAACGGCGAGAGGGAGACACAGUGCGCCACUUCCAUGUCGUCCGAUCAAUAAUGUUUAGCCUCCACUAGUAUGCACAGCCUGAGAGACUUGAGUUCAACAGGAAGCACAACAAUGCUGCUAAUACACAAAAAUGGAAAGUAUUUAACCCAUGCCAAGAUCUAAAUGUCUGACCAUUUCAUCUUUAACGAUGACCUUAUUCAUGUGCUGUCAAUUUGGAAGCAUUCAGGACAUAAAGGAGGGACACACAGAAAAUGGCCAAAGGCAUAUGGAUACCCCAUACACAUAAUUUUGUAUGCUUUGGGUCUGGUUUUUCAUGGUUUGGGCUACACCUCUUAGUACUUCCAAUUAAUAGAAAUCUUCUACUACGUAACGUAACAUAGAUCUUGACUACUCGACUACUUGAUUAGUCCGCGCAGAUCCCUGAACUGAACGGCGACUGCGGGCCAGACCUCAUCACACAGCAACAGUGUUGGACCUCACUGAUAUUCUUGUGGCCAAAUGGGAGAAAAUCCCUGCAGCCAGGUUCCAAAAUCUGAGUGAAGGCUGUUAUAGCAGCUGAUAAAUGCCCAUGGUUUUGGAAAGAGAUGUUCAACAAUCACAUAUAGGUGUAAAGGUUGGAUAUCCACAUACUUCUGGCCAUGGGGCGGUGCUUCAUAUUUAAGUUAUCUCGUUCUGUUUGAAGGAGACAUGUGAUCCUUUCGACAUAGAUGUUAAAAAUAUCAAAUUGAUGUUAAGAUAGUUACCUCAAGAGCAUUCUCGGAGCCCAUAGAUUAUUGUAUGAUGACGAUUUAUGUUGCGUUCCAGACUGCUCGGAAUUGGGAAAUUUCCAAGUCGAAAUAUCUGACUGUCAGCCUCAACGUUUUCCCAGGUGCAUGGUGCCUGACGCCGAAAGUGAACGAAAAACAUGGCUGACUGUGACAAAGUCUUUGUCACCCAGUUGCACCUUCAGCACUACCCUUGGUAUUAAUUAAAAUUAUGGCCCUUUUAAUGAAAACAAGUGACUGAAGUGGUAAUCCUCCAAAGUGAGUAAAUGUUGUAAGCUAUACUUCAUAUGUUUUCAGAUGUUUUGGCAUUUUGUACAUUUUAUUGACUAACUUUUGUGUUAUGAAAAGAUGACUUAGCUACCUAGCAACAUAUUCCUACAUCACUUUAGGGUAAAACAGGUUUUACUAUAUGAUGGUAUGUAUUAUUUUAAUUUAAAUACAUGUAAAUAUACUUUAUGUUGCCUUUUAGUUGAUGGUUCACUAGUAGGAAUUCCAACUUCAGGUAGAGUUCUGUGGUACUUUUUCUCGUUAGAAGUCAGAAAUUUCGGAGUUACGAGUUGCCUGGAAUGCUGCAUUUGCUCAUUAGCUCAACGGCUAGUGUUUCCAAGUAGGUCUACCUGUGGGUCCACAGUACUACAUGACCCGCCAUCAAAACAGUCGCAGUUUGGUUAUGUUUUAAAGAAGGUGUUCUGUAGUAAAGUGGGCGUGUUGUGUAGCCUGAUAUCUGUUUUGAAUACCUCAAGAGUUAAUAGUAUAUCAGCGCAACAUUAGACGUCAGUGAGUUCACCAACAUGUGAGCAUUAUGCAUCUCCAACUUAAAGGGGAACUCCACUGAUUUUACAUGUCAAUGUGUGUUUACAGUUGUUGGAGAGUACUACUGCGUAUGUGGAAAAAAAAGUUGUAUAAAGCAUUUUGUGGCCCCAGAUUGAGCUAUGUGAUGUCACUGGUAAAUUGCCUCAAGUGAUGUCACUUGUGUCAGUGUCGGUUGGGUCUGAAGACCAAAAUGUCGGUGGUCGAGUUACAUUGUGGGUAAUGAAGCCGCCAGGUUUUGACAAGGAAGGUUUUGUUAAUGUUAAAGCAGUGCAACACUAAAUCAGUGGAGUACUCUUGAAAUUCUCAUUUAUAUGUUGAACGUAUUUAUAAUUUUUCUCACGCAAAAUGUUUCAAAUGGCCAUGAAGUGAAUCAGGUCAGUGCUACCACAGCCUGAUUUAUGUACAAAACAAAGGAUCAACAUUUUCUAUUGAUGUUUUUCCUUGUAUAUGGCAUAAAUAUUUGCCAUGACAAUCAACAGUAGUAUUUUAAUUUUAUUUAAUUAGAGAGUUUUAUCUGGUUUUAUAUCCAUUUUUUCCUUCGUCUUUCUGAUGUGCCUCUAAUGUUUGUCUCUUUCCCACUUGACAUAUUAGCAAUGAACUUUCACAUUUGCAAAUAACAUUCCUUUAAAUAUUUAUUUCCUCAUUUUUAAUUUAUUUCCAAAAAAUAAAUAAUUAUUUUAUUCCCUAUAUAAUCACAAGUUUUCAAAUAUUUAUUUUAAGUAAGGAGCAUUAAUGCAGUAUUAAAUCAUAUACAUGUUAACUCAUUUGCAGUGAAUGUAAUGAAAAUGUGUGACUCUCGCCAGACAAUUACUGAAUGUAGAUUGUGGUUGAUCAUUAUUUUCAUGUUUAUAAUGUAACAGUAUUGAAACACUUUUGCAAAGACCUGUUCAGUCCUAGGGAGAACAAAAAACAAGCUUACGUUUCACAUAUGAUGAAUAGUACAUAAACAACUGUAAGAGAAGUAAAUAAAUCAGUUGAAAACACU
Molecule: messenger RNA, 3613 nt
Organism: Micropterus salmoides (largemouth bass)
Lineage: Eukaryota; Metazoa; Chordata; Actinopteri; Centrarchiformes; Centrarchidae
Product: SEC14-like protein 2
Exons: 10
Coding region: 29-1102 (357 amino acids)
Cellular component (GO): cytoplasm
Source: RefSeq, a predicted model, not a curated record